Messenger RNA from Actinia tenebrosa (Australian red waratah sea anemone), 940 nucleotides. RefSeq names its product Rieske domain-containing protein. NCBI's taxonomy places the organism in Eukaryota, Metazoa, Cnidaria, Anthozoa, Actiniaria, Actiniidae. Gene Ontology annotation, molecular function: 2 iron, 2 sulfur cluster binding. The record is from RefSeq and is a predicted model, not a curated record.
CGAUAAUUAUUCGUCUUCCAGGAAGGCUUCAAGAUUCCAAAAUGGCGGAAAGUUGUAGGAAAGAAAUGUAGAGAGUUUUAUUUGCAAUGCUCCGCAAAUGGCGGGCGAAAACAGGGACAAGGACUUGUACUUUCAGGUAGAAGGGAUAAAGUAUGAAGACAUUGCUGAAAUGUACGACAGUGAGGACCAGCACCGCAGAGAAAAAGGGUUAAACAGUAUAUCAAUACAUGCCAGUAAGACUCGUUCUCUAGCAGUAGGAAAAGAAGUAACAGUGAAUAAUCAUAAAAUAGCCUUGUUGAAGUACAGAGGGAUUGUAUAUGCUAUGGACUCCAAAUGUCCUCACAUGGGAGGGCCACUCCAUCUUGGUGAUAUAGAGGAAUUAGGAGAAGCAAAGCUACCUUGUAUCGUGUGUCCAUGGCAUAGUUGGAAGUACAGUCUUAGUACAGGAGAAAUUAAGUCACCCCUCUACCAGAAUGUCAAGGUGACCGUAUACCCUGUUAUUGUCAAAGAUAAUGGCUCCUUGCAUGUCGGCUUUGAACGUAUCUCACCAGAUUACUUUAAUUGUAUUAUGGACUUUUAAAGUCAAAAUUUUUAAAAAUGGGUCACAGAGACACUGGGGAUUGGAUGAAAUAACAAAGCAAAGAGAGAGAGCAGAUUCUGUGUUAGCUAAUAUAUAUAUUUUUUAAUGUCUUAAUGAGUGUUUAUUGUUCUGUAUUACUAUCUCCUUGUUAUUCUAUCCAAUCAGGAGUGUCUUAAACAUCAUUCUGUGUAUUGCCCUAUAAAUCUGAAAAUAUGAAUGGAACAUGUCUGAAUAAUAUGGAUUAUCAUAUGACCCGUACGGCCCUGCUCGCGCGCUCUAAUAAAACCAUUGGAAAAAGUCACGUGAUGGGGGCCGGACGGGUUGACGUAAGCGGGCCGGAAAAACCCGUCCGGCCCUGCU